CAGCUGAUGGCCCUGUUGGCCCGGCAGGCGUCACUGAUGGGGGCCCUGGCUCAGAGCGGCGGUCGCCAGCCCGACGCGCUGUCACUCCUCGCGGGCGGCGGGCACGACGAGGGGUUUGGCGAGAGCUCUGGCAUGCGACUUGGCGGCGCGCGCGGCGCCGCCGCCCUGGAGCUGUUCCGACGCCAGGUCCAGAGCAGCCCCCAGGCCGUCUCCGCCCUGGUCAGGCGGAAUCGCCAGCUCAACAUGACGGGUGCUGCGAGCGAGGAGGGCAUGAGCGACUCCACGCGGAACUUCUUCGCCCGCAACGUCCCGUUCGGGCAGGCGAGGUCGUCGGCCUUCCUGGUUUUCGGCAUGGCGGAGGUGUUCGACCUGAUGGAGCGCGGCUCGUGGCGCGCCGCCGAGGCUCAGCUGGCGCUCCUCCUCUGCGCGUCGGAGCAGGCGGCCCUGAGGGAAUGGCGCUGGACGUCAGCUUGGCUGCUGACUCACCUGCCCGAGCCGCCCUGGGCUUCGAUCCGCCAGGCGCCAGCCCGCGGGCAGAUCCGCCCCAUGUCCCGCUUGGCCUCGCCCGAGUGGGUCGCUGCAGCGAUCGGCUACACCAAUGACACGCUGGCCCUCGAGGACGCGGAGCGGAAGCUUGCGCCGGCCGCGGCGCCGAGGGCCGAGGAGGGCGGAGGAAAGGGGGGGGGCUCGAAGCGCCACGGCAAGGCCGCUGGCGCGCCCCCUCACGAGAGGCUGGUGGGCGGCAGCAAUUCACUGGACGUGGGCAUUCGCUGGGGCUUUGGCCUGAUCCGCCGCCUGCGCGGGCUCCGCACGGCUUUCGGCGCCUUCGUCCGCUCCUCCAUGCACGCCGCUGGGUUCCAGGAGGUUGCGACUCCUGCCGCCGGUCUGCUGCCCUGCCCCCCGCCCUUCGGGUGGGCUGCUGGUACUCCCCCGCGGGGCGUGCGCGCCCGCAGGCGAUGGCUCCGCACUCGCGUCGAGCACAUGUGGGUCAACGCCGUCAUCCUUGCACUCUCCCACCUGCACCUGAGCGAGUCGCGGAGCUGCCCGCCGCGCGCCCGCGCUGGGAGGCCUCUCAGUUCGUCUCAGUCCGAGAUGGUGUCCAGGCUGAGUAGGCCAGUGCGACCGAUGUGCCGGCCCCUGCAAUGGCAAGGUGGCCGCGUGGAGAAGGCGGGCAAGCUGGGCGACCUCCUCGAGUACCUAAAGCAAUGGGACGACGUGGGGCGACUGGAGCUGGUCGACGCGGCCGACUCCCCGCAGGCCCUGCGAGGCACCCUGUUUCCCGUGUUCAAGGACGCCAGCACGCAGAGGGUCGUCUUCAAUCGCAUCGCUCGCAAUUCGUCUGAGUUGCCACUGGGUGGCUUCUCCAGGCUGACCCCGAGCGCCGCCAUGCUGGUGGACCUGGAGGUGCCGGCUGGUUCCGUCCUUCGCGUCUGGGCGGACGACCUCCAGGACUUCUACCCCGCCUUUGACUGCGCCUACGACAUGGCUUGCACCAACGACGUGGCGCUCCCCCUCCCGACGAGGCUCUACGAGGGUUUCGCAGCGCUGGGCCGGCUUCGGAAGCGCUGCCGUCGCGAGGGCCGCGAGCUCCCCGAGAAAGUGGUUCCCUGCCACGGCGGCCUGAUCAUGGGGGGCCUGAACGCGCCCGACUGGGCGUGCGAGUCCCACAUGCGACUGCUCGCCCAAGCCGGCAGCUUCCCCCCAGAGCGGCGGGUGCUGAACCGCCACCUUGCCCCCGAGGGGUCUGCCUGGGAGGGCGUCGUGCUGGACGACCACUUCGGCCUGGCUGUCGACGCUCCGGGCUCGCGGGAAGCUCGGCGAGCUAUCGAGGAGUCCUUCGCCCGCGCGCGCGAGGGCUAUGCGAAGGCGGGCCUCAGGGUCAGCGCUGGCAAGGAGGUGAAGGACGCGGCGGAGGCGACGGUCAUCGGGGCAGAGCUCCUGGGGCAUGACCGGCUCGUCGGCGCCUCCCGCACCCGCAGGCUGGCGCUGGCCUGGAUGGGCCUGUCCAUGGAGGUCGACGUCGACCGCAACCCGCACGAACUGUUCGACCUGAGCAGCGCGGCCUGCAACGAGUGCGCCCUGUUCGCAGUCCUCGUCCCGCUGAUGGCCACCGACCUCUCCGCGGGCUGGGGCCCGCACGUUCUGGCCUCGGACGCCUCGCACCUGGCUGGGGCGUCCGUCAAGACGCCGGCCUCAGCGCCCACCGCCAGAGCGUUCUGGCGCCAGCGCGAGCAGCGAGGCGCUCGCACGCGGCUGUACCCCUCAGGCUGGGCUGCCAUGGCCAAUCCCGAGGACGGCGCCGUCCUGCAGGACCUGGAGGAGGAUGCCGCACCUCCCCCUGGCAUUGUCGACCCGACGGCCUCGCUCAUCGAGUACUUUGACGUGCUGGAGCUCUGCUGCGGGGAGGAGGCCCGCCUCAUGGGGUACCUCUCGGGCCGGGGCCUGCGCACAGGCCCGAGGAUAGACAUCAAGUGCCACAAGUACUGGGACCUGGUCGACUCGCGCCUAGCGGAGUGGAUAGAUAGUAUGGCUGAUCUGGCAGAGACGCGUCAAGAUGACCAUAUCACAGGUAACGUGCACCAGCUUCUCGAUCGCGAGGCACCCGAGGCUCAGGUCCAGGAUGCGGCCCUGGGGAUUCGACCCAUCCUCGACGCGACGCAUCUGGGGAACGUCCUCUUCAGGGUGGGGAUGCUGGCGCUGUUUGCCCACCUGAUCUCUGGCCACGGGACCGGUUUGCACGAGCAUCCCCUGGCGGCCUACUCCUGGCGCACGCACAUCGUCGAGUUCCUGCUGACGCACGAGGCCGUGGACCGCUUCGACCUCUCGAUGUGCCAGUUCGGCGCGCCUUGGAAGAAAGACACUAGCCUCCUGGUGGUGCGGGGCUCCUGGCUGGCGCCUAUGGCGAGGCGCUGUCGCGGAGGGCACAAGCACACCGUCUUGGAGGGCGGCCUGACUCCCAAGGCUGCGCUCUACCCGCGCGGCUUCUGUGACGAGCUGUCCAAGCUGAUCGCCGACAACCUGGACGGGCCGACCCCGCCAUCCCCGGCGGAGAGUUCGGCGCCCGCUGGAGCGUUCGAGGCCCUCUGGCUGAACGACUACGUCGGCUUCGCUCCCUGGCAGCUGCACUGCCACCGCCUUUUCCGCAAGCCCCUCCACGUCAACCUACUGGAGAUCGACGCAGCUUGCGACGCGGUGGACGAGCAGGGCCUACGAUUCCCGGAUUGCAAGCACAACCUCCUCCUGGACUCCCGCGUCUCGAUCGGGGCCAUCAGCAAGGGCCGCUCCUCGUCGACUGCGAUCAACAAGCUCUUGAGGAGGAGGGCCCCGUUGCAACUGGCCACGGGCUCGUACGUUGGGUGCCACUUCGCGCCGACGCGCCUGCAGCCAGCUGACAUCCCGUCGCGCACGCUCCGCGACCCGGCGAGCGCUCUGGCCCGCGGGGCCGAGGCCCCGCCGCCCGCUCCGUGCUGGCUGGCCGGCCUCGAGGCCGGGGGCGCCUCAGCCUUCCGCGCUUGGGCUGCGCUCCCGCUGCAGCGCCGGCAGCAGUCGCGGUGGGCUUGGCUGGUGGCGUGCCUCUGGUGGCGCGGGCUCCUGCGGCUCGCCCCUCGACCGCGGGUGCGCGACCCCGCGCUGGGCUUCCCGGGCGAGGGCCCGCGCGGCGGAGGCGGCUGGCCUGAGAGGCCCCCUAUGGAGGUGAGCAGGGUUUCAUCCCCUGGUCAGGUGACGGCCCGGCUCCUCCCGGGUACGGCCAGCCUCCAUCAGGGUCGGGCUCGUGGAACCCUGGCACCGGCCUCCUGCGCCGCUGCAGCCUGGCCGGCGCGGCCGCUGGGCCGCCUCUUCGGGCUCCUGGUGCUGCUGCUGCUGUGGGGCCCUGCUGCCGCACCGCGCCCGCCGACCGCCCGCCCCGCUGGGGUGGACUUGGCGGCCGCGCGCGGCCUGGCGCCAGUGGUCCAGGCGCGCCGUGCUGCCCUCGUCUCGCAGCUCCACCACUGGCUGGCGGGCCACGGCGGGCCCAGCUGGGACCUGUUCAUCCUGAUGGACCCGGCGACGGUGGCGCGCUACCUGGCUAAGUACGGCCAGUUCCUGUACGACACGAUGCGGAGCCGCCACGACUACGACGAGACGAUCAAUGCGGUGGUGGACGCAAAUCGCGCCCUCCGACACCGGCUAGACGCUGCGUGGGACAUCUCCUUCACGUGGAAGCACCUCGCGCCGGGCUCGAACCACCAGGCGAUGCCGGAGGCGCUGCUGCUCGCCUCGGUGAGCUUGGCGCUGGCGUGGGGCUGGCGCGACGUCGCCGGCUGCCUGCUCCUCGGCUUCUUCGGGAUGAUGAGGCCCUUCGAGUUCCUGAGGCUGAGGUUCGGGGACCUCGUGCUCCCCUCGCGGACGUUG
Molecule: messenger RNA, 4392 nt
Organism: Prorocentrum cordatum
Lineage: Eukaryota; Dinophyceae; Prorocentrales; Prorocentraceae
Source: the annotation of a GenBank genome assembly